Pogona vitticeps (central bearded dragon) is the source of this 3583-nucleotide messenger RNA. Lineage: Eukaryota; Metazoa; Chordata; Lepidosauria; Squamata; Agamidae. The record is from RefSeq and is a predicted model, not a curated record.
GAUGCCAGCCCCCAUCAGACUCCGGGAGCUGAUCCGGACCAUCCGGACAGCGCGGACCCAGGCGGAAGAAAGGGAGAUGAUCCAGAAAGAAUGUGCUGCUAUUCGAUCCUCUUUCAGAGAAGAGGACAACACGUACCGGUGCCGGAACGUCGCCAAGUUGCUAUACAUGCACAUGCUAGGCUAUCCUGCACACUUUGGACAGCUGGAGUGCCUCAAACUGAUCGCCUCUCAGAAAUUCACAGACAAGCGCAUUGGUUACCUUGGAGCCAUGCUGCUGCUGGACGAGAGGCAGGACGUCCACCUCCUGAUGACCAAUUGCAUCAAGAAUGACCUUAAUCACAGCACGCAGUACGUACAAGGCCUGGCGCUCUGCACCCUGGGCUGCAUGGGCUCCUCCGAAAUGUGCCGCGACUUGGCCGGGGAGGUGGAGAAGCUCCUCAAGACCUCCAACUCCUACUUGAGGAAAAAGGCAGCCCUCUGUGCUGUUCACGUCAUCCGGAAGGUGCCUGAGCUCAUGGAGAUGUUCCUGCCAGCCACAAAAAAUCUACUGAAUGAGAAAAAUCAUGGUGUCCUUCACACUUCGGUGGUCCUUCUCACAGAGAUGUGCGAGAGAAGCCCAGACAUGCUAGCCCACUUCAGAAAGAAUGAAAAGCUUGUGCCCCAGCUUGUCCGCAUCCUGAAGAACCUCAUCAUGUCCGGCUAUUCUCCCGAGCACGACGUUUCUGGGAUCAGUGACCCCUUUCUGCAGGUGCGGAUCCUGAGACUGCUGAGAAUUCUGGGCCGAAAUGAUGAUGAUUCGAGUGAAGCCAUGAACGACAUUCUUGCCCAGGUGGCCACAAAUACGGAAACAAGUAAAAAUGUGGGGAACGCCAUUCUUUACGAAACGGUUUUAACCAUCAUGGACAUCAAGUCUGAGAGUGGCCUUCGGGUGUUGGCCAUAAACAUCCUUGGUCGGUUCUUGCUCAAUAAUGACAAAAAUAUCAGAUAUGUAGCAUUGACAUCCUUGCUGAAGACGGUGCAGACGGACCACAAUGCUGUGCAGAGGCACCGGAGCACCAUCGUGGACUGCCUGAAGGACCUGGACGUGUCCAUCAAAAGGCGGGCGAUGGAGCUCAGCUUUGCUCUUGUGAACGGGAACAACAUCCGGGGCAUGAUGAAGGAGCUGCUGUACUUCCUGGAUUCCUGUGAGCCAGAGUUCAAGGCAGAUUGUGCAUCGGGCAUUUUUCUGGCAGCUGAGAAAUACGCUCCCUCAAAGCGCUGGCAUAUAGACACCAUCAUGCGAGUCCUGACCACGGCAGGGAGUUACGUCCGUGACGAUGCUGUGCCCAACCUCAUCCAGCUGAUCACCAACAGCGUGGAGAUGCACGCCUACACUGUGCAGAAGCUUUACAAAGCCAUCCUGGGCGACUAUUCCCAGCAACCCCUGGUCCAGGUGGCGUCCUGGUGCAUAGGAGAAUACGGAGACCUUCUGGUGUCUGGCCAGUGUGAGGAGGAGGAGCCUAUCCAGGUCACCGAGGAUGAAGUCCUUGAUGUUUUGGAAAGCGUCCUUGUUUCCAACAUGUCGGCGUCAGUCACGCGAGGUUAUGCCCUCACGGCCAUCAUGAAGCUCUCCACGCGGUUCACUUGCACGGUCAACCGCAUCAAAAAGGUGGUGUCCAUCUACGGCAGCAGCAUUGAUGUGGAACUCCAGCAGAGGGCAGUGGAGUACAACGCCUUGUUCAAGAAGUACGACCACAUGAGGUCAGCGCUCCUGGAGAGGAUGCCAGUCAUGGAGAAAGUGACCACCAACGGCCCCACAGAUGUCACGCAGCCCAACGGGGAGGCAGAGCCUGCAGUCCCGGAGGCCAAGCCGCCCCCGUCUGGCCCGCCCCCCACUAGCCAAGCGAACGACCUGCUCGACCUUUUGGGAAGCAACGACAUCACCCCUGUCAUUCCGACGGCCCCUCCCAAUAAGCCAGCGUCUGCUGGCGGGGAGCUGCUGGACCUCCUGGGGGACCUCAACCCAACCACAGGUCCUCCAGUUCCUGCCCCACAGAUAUCGCAACCCCCAUUCCUGUUGGACGGCCUUUCUUCCCAGCCCAUCUUCAAUGACAUAGCUGCUGCUGGAAUCCCUCCCAUCACCGCCUACAACAAGAAUGGCCUCAAGAUCGACUUUGCCUUCGAGCGCUCCAACACCAACCCCAGCGUCACCGUGAUCACAAUACAGGCCUCCAACAGCACCGAGAUGGACAUGACGGACUUCGUGUUCCAGGCUGCGGUACCAAAGACAUUCCAGCUGCAGCUCCUGUCCCCCAGCAGUAGCGUCAUCCCAGCGUUCAACACAGGGACCAUCACACAAGUCAUCAAAGUCCUGAACCCCCAGAAGCAACAGCUCCGCAUGCGGAUUAAGCUGACGUAUAACCACAAGGGCUCAGCGAUGCAAGACCUGGCAGAAGUCAACACCUUCCCCGCUCAGUCCUGGCAAUGAGGAGCUCGGGGGCCCCCACCCUCCUCACCCCACCGGAACGAAGGAACGCUGGGCAGAGCGCCGCGACUCCCGGCCUCCCUGAUCUGCGCUGGGACCUGGGAAGCUCCUGAGAGUUGCUGCCGCCGUCGCCGCUGCUGCUGCAGAGCAGGAGGACUGGCCUUGCUCACUUCCAAGCAUAUCUCUGGAGCCACUGGCUCGCUCUCUCCCCUCCUCCUCCUCCUCCUCCUCUUCCUCUUCUUUUCCUCUCCUGGCCACGGAGCCACACCUGACACCGAAGCCCCAUUCCCUGUGUUUGGACAAAGGGAUGGGGGAGGGACACUGAGGGGGGGCCCUGUGCUCUCCCUCCUGCCCCCACCCACAGGGGAGCGGCUGUUUCCUCCUCUCUCUCUCUUUUCUUGCCAUCUCCUCUCCGGUGGGUGAGAGAGUGAGUGAGGUGGGUCUUGGUGCGGCUCCUCCUUUCGCCGCUUCUCCAUCGUCAGGCACUUUUUCAUCCACGGUUCGUGUUGGAAACGUCUUUCAAGAAUGCUGGUGACCCUUCCCUGGGGGGGAAGGGGUUCCCCGACAUUUGGGGGGCAGGGAAGGGCUUUUCUAUGCUUGACUGCACACCCCCUGAGGGCAGCCCCCCUUCCCAAGUCUGAGACGGGGACGAUGGGCAUGUGAAGCUGCGGUUCCGGACAGAAGCUGUGCCGGGAGGAUUUGGCGACGGAGGUGGGGCCGCACCGCUAAGCCCUUCUUUGUCCGGGGCCUGUCUGAGAAGAGGCAUCACAAGGGAUGAGAUGAACUGCUCCAGCAAGUCGCUCUUCAGCAUGUCCCCACCCUGAAUCUUGGAACUCUUUUUUUUCUCUCUCUGGUCCUUGGCUAUCAACUGUGGUCGGGUGGGUAGGAAAGCUAGGGGUGAGCCACACACCAAGAGGUGAAGGAGAAGGGGGCCCUCCGCCUUUUGCCCACAAGAAAGACUCAUCUCAGACUCCACUGCAAAGCUGCUUUCCCUCCCUCAGCCCUCUUCAUUUCCUGAGUCUGUCAGAGUCCUGGAUUCCAUUUGAAUUCGUUCUUCUCCUGGGACGUUUGUGUUGUAUCUGUAAUAUUGGCACUGAAAUAAAAGACCAUGCAGUUUAA